Penicillium mononematosum is the source of this 1647-nucleotide messenger RNA. RefSeq names its product WD domain protein. Gene Ontology annotation, biological process: regulation of DNA damage checkpoint. Gene Ontology annotation, cellular component: nucleus. The transcript is spliced from 4 exons. The coding region runs from base 1 to 1647 and encodes 548 amino acids. NCBI's taxonomy places the organism in Eukaryota, Fungi, Ascomycota, Eurotiomycetes, Eurotiales, Aspergillaceae. The record is from RefSeq and is a predicted model, not a curated record. Gene Ontology annotation, molecular function: DNA binding; protein binding.
AUGUCGUGUAACCGGCCCACGCGUGUCGAGGACGUGCCUCGCACCCCCGAGGCGCAAACUGCAUACGAAUCAAGUACGCCCGAAGACCCUGGAACCAACAUGUUAGGGAAAAGUGAGUUGUCAGAAUUUGAACAGCAGCGUUUGGCAAACAUUGCCGAGCGCGAUGCGCUGUUGAAAAAACUUACUCUCGAGUCUCAAUCCUCGGGGCUCUUCGCAAGUCCCAAGACUCCCGGCACCAAUGGCGCAAAGCCGAAGAAGCGUCCAACCCCAAAAGUGAAAACCGAGGAAGAGGCGGUUACGCCUCGGCGAACAUCCUCACGCCUCAAGGGCAUUGCAGCCGAAAGUGAAGUAGCAAAGCGCAAGGCCGACGACGAGUAUGAGGCGAUGCGCGAAGCGGAUAGACUCAAAGAGGAUGCGCCGGACAGACUCGUUCAGCCAGGCGGAUAUCUGAGCGCCGAUAGCUUGAUCGGCGUGGAUGUCAUUACAAAGGGUGUUGCGAAACCCUAUGAACGAACCUUCGGAGAUGACGAAAUUGAAAAGACGACAGAUAAAGACCUGAAGGCUCUUCGGGAGGAGAUGAACGGGCUUCAAUUGUGGGAAUCUUGGGACCCUCAACGGAUCAAGAUUACCCCGGAGCGUGUAUACAGCAUGGCCUUUCACCCGUCUGAAUCGAAACCCCUCAUUUUUGCGGGCGACAAACUGGGCCACCUGGGCAUGUUGGAUGCCUCUCAGGAAAAGCCAUUGGCGGGCGAAGACGACGACGAUGAUGACGAUGACCCGGACCCAGUCCUCACCACCCUCAAGCCACAUACCCGGACCAUCAGUGCAAUGAUGGUCAACCCAUCAAAGCCAACACACCUGUACACGGCCAGUUACGACAGCUCCAUCCGAUCCCUGGACUUGGAGAAGAUGGUGUCUUCAGAGACCUAUGCUCCUGAAUCCACCAACGUUGACGAGGCGCUUUCCGGAGUAGACAUGGCACCCGAUGAUCCGAACACCUUGUACUGGACUACAUUGCAAGGUGGAUUCGGGCGGUAUGACACCCGAACACCACGAAAAGACAGUAACGUGUCCAGCUGGGAACUUUCGGAAAAGAAAAUCGGAGGCUUCACACUGUGUCCCUCCCAGCCAAAUUACUUCGCAACGGCAAGCCUGGAUCGAUUCCUGCGGUUAUGGGACUUGCGCAAACUCUCGCCGGAUGAUCCCACUCCAGUAGCCGAGCACGAAAGCCGGCUGUCGGUCUCCCACGCAGCUUUCAACGCUGCUGGGCAGAUUGCGACGUCGUCAUACGAUGACACGUUGAAAAUCUACGACGUUGGUGCAAAGGGCCUUUCUUCGUGGAAGCAGGGCCACAAGCUUGGAGAAAAGGACUUUACUCCCGACACAGUUGUCCGCCACAACUGCCAGACUGGCCGCUGGGUUACCAUUCUCCGCCCUCAAUGGCAACUGAACCCGCAAUCUCCCAUCCAGCGGUUCUGCAUUGGCAAUAUGAACCGUUUUGUCGAUGUGUACAGUAGCAGUGGUGACCAGCUUGCCCAGCUUGGUGGCGACGGUAUCACCGCUGUUCCUGCUGUGGCUGUCUUCCAUCGUAGCAAGAACUGGGUUGCUGGUGGCACCGCUAGUGGCAAGCUCUGCUUAUGGAAGUGA